AUGGCACCAACAACGGCCUCCCUCCUACCAACCUUACCCCGCGUCUUCUUCCUAUACCUCGAACCAAUCUUCAUCUCCUAUGGAAUGUUCAUGAAUUUCUCCCAAUCCACCCACCUCUUCAAAUUCCUUGAUACCACCAACAUCUCCCCCAACUUGCCCAUUCUGCCCCUCCCUACGUUAAUCCUCCCCGCUCAAUCGGCAUCUUACCUUCUAAACAUGAUGUUGUAUGGUUUGAUCAUCCUCCUCGCGACUCCACCGAGUAAGAAAUUGCUACAGGCGCAUAUCGCUAUCCUGAUCAUAGCCGACUUGACGCACUGGGUGGGACUGUUUCACGCGAUAGCGCAGACGGAUCCUAAUAGGAGGGGAUGGGCCGCUGUCUUGGAUACAGAGGGGUGGACGCCGGAAGUCUGGAAUCUAGCUCUUUAUCCUGUGGGGACUUUGGCGGUUAAGGGGGCGACGCUGAUGGGGUGGUUUGGUGAGAUUGCGGAAUAG
Pseudomassariella vexata is the source of this 492-nucleotide messenger RNA. RefSeq lists its product as uncharacterized. The transcript has 2 exons. Lineage: Eukaryota; Fungi; Ascomycota; Sordariomycetes; Amphisphaeriales; Pseudomassariaceae. Bases 1 to 492 code for a protein of 163 amino acids. The record is from RefSeq and is a predicted model, not a curated record.